GCUGUUCCGUCACUCACGACAAUCCUCCUGCCUCAGCCUCCCGAGUGCUGGGCUGACAGUGGGGCACAUGCCGCUACUUUCUGCUCUUUGUAGUUUGUGUGCGUAUGUAUGUACUGCUUGAGAGGUGUCUUUCUCGCUUCUUUAGUUCCAUCCGCGCUUGUAUCUGAGUGGGGCGUCUCAGCGACGGUGGGUACCUGAGUGGCACAGAAGUUGUGGGUACUAGUGAGUCAACCAGUACAGUCGCUAGGAACCAAACGCAGGACAGUGCAAGAACAGCGGCACUCUUGACAUCCGACCCCGCCCCCAGCCCCUGCCUAGCGGUGCACACACCAUGCUUGCUUGAGGUGGGCUUGCUUGGAGCUCACUAAGUAUCUGAGGAUGGCCCCGAACUCCUGAUCUUCCAGCCUUCCCCUCCCCAGUGCUGCUGUGACAGCUACCCGGCCCCUGGAGUCCUGCGCAAGCCAGCCGCCAUGGCCACCUUCAGGCAGGAGGACGUGGAGGAGCAUUAUGAGAUGGGGGAGGAGCUGGGCAGCGGCCAGUUUGCCAUCGUGCGCAAGUGCCAGGAGAAGGGCACGGGCAUGGAGUACGCGGCCAAGUUCAUUAAGAAGCGGCGCCUGCCGUCCAGCCGGCGCGGGGUGAGCCGGGAGGAGAUCGAGCGCGAGGUGAGCAUCCUGCGCGAGAUCCGGCACCCCAACAUCAUCACGCUACACGACGUGUUCGAGAACAAGACGGACGUGGUGCUGAUCCUGGAGCUGGUGUCCGGCGGGGAGCUCUUCGACUUCCUGGCUGAGAAGGAGUCGCUGACGGAGGACGAGGCCACGCAGUUCCUCAAGCAGAUCCUGGACGGCGUCCACUACCUGCACUCCAAGCGCAUCGCGCACUUCGACCUGAAGCCCGAGAACAUCAUGCUGCUGGACAAGCACGCGGCCAGCCCGCGCAUCAAGCUGAUCGACUUCGGCAUCGCGCACAGGAUCGAGGCGGGCAGCGAGUUCAAGAACAUCUUCGGCACGCCCGAGUUCGUGGCCCCCGAGAUCGUCAACUACGAGCCGCUGGGCUUGGAGGCCGACAUGUGGAGCAUCGGUGUCAUCACCUACAUCCUCCUGAGUGGGGCGUCCCCGUUCCUGGGGGAGACCAAGCAGGAGACGCUGACCAACAUCUCGGCCGUCAACUAUGACUUCGACGAGGAGUACUUCAGUAGCACCAGCGAGCUGGCCAAGGACUUCAUCCGCAGGCUGCUGGUCAAGGACCCCAAGAGGAGGAUGACCAUCGCGCAGAGCCUGGAGCACUCCUGGAUCAAGGUGCGCAGGCGCGAGGAGGGCGCCCGGAAGCCGGAGCGGCGGCGGCUGCGCGCGGCGCGCCUGCGCGAGUACAGCCUCAAGUCGCACUCGAGCAUGCCGCGCAACACGAGCUACGCCAGCUUCGAGCGCUUCUCGCGCGUGCUGGAGGACGUGGCGGCGGCGGAGCAGGGCCUGCGGGAGCUGCAGCGGGGCCGGCGCCAGUGCCGGGAGCGCGUGUGCGCGCUGCGCGCGGCCGCCGAGCAGCGGGAGGCGCGCUGCCGCGACGGGAGCGCGGGGCUGGGCCGCGACCUGCGGCGCCUGCGCUCGGAGCUGGGGCGCACGGAGGCCCUGCGCACGCGGGCGCAGGAGGAGGCGCGCGCGGCGCUGCUGGGCGCCGGCGGCCUGAAGCGCCGCCUGGGCCGCCUGGAGAACCGCUACGACGCACUGGCGGCGCAGGUGGCCGCCGAGGUGCAGUUCGUGCGCGACCUGGUGCGCGCGCUGGAGCAGGAGCGGCUGCAGGCCGAGUGCGGCGUGCGCUAGGCCGCGGCCCGGGGGCCCCGGCGGCCGCCCCGCACCCCACCCCACCCCGGCCUCGCGAGUCCCAGAAUAAAGCUGCUUUUCACGCACUGCCGCGAGUGUUCCACGGGGCGGGCGGGCGGGCGGCCCCUCCAC
Molecule: messenger RNA, 1949 nt
Organism: Meriones unguiculatus (Mongolian gerbil)
Lineage: Eukaryota; Metazoa; Chordata; Mammalia; Rodentia; Muridae
Gene: Dapk3
Product: death associated protein kinase 3
Exons: 9
Coding region: 471-1817 (448 amino acids)
Biological process (GO): positive regulation of apoptotic process; protein phosphorylation; intracellular signal transduction
Cellular component (GO): cytoplasm; nucleus
Molecular function (GO): protein serine/threonine kinase activity; ATP binding
Source: RefSeq, a predicted model, not a curated record